AUGAGCUAAUAAAAAUUACUUGAUAGAAGUUAGUCAUAGGGAAGACUUGUUCCUUUAUCCACUCAAUCUAGAAGAGACAGCAUUACUUAGCAUAAAAUGAUAAGGAAUGUAACUUAGUUAAAGUUAAAAAACAUUCAAGAUUUAAUAAAAUAGCAGAGCACCACUGAUGAUUAAAAUACCACAGCAAUUCCUAGCAUUUCUUAUAGAUCAAAUUUCUUAGAUAAACCUGCAAAAGAUGCAAAGAAAAGGAAUCUAAACUAGUUAGAUUCUCUUCAAGGGGAAGUUUACAAGCAAGAGGUGAUAAACAGUGUCUUAAAUCACAAACCAGCAAUCAACUUUAAUAUAAGGAAAACCAGUUAUAGUCCAUAUGAUGUCUAAAUUUAAAGGAGAUUUUUACCGCAAAAGACAAAUGUGGAGAGUGUAAAUAAGACACAGAUAGAUGACUAUAACAAUUAAAAGAUUGUCCCCAAAUUAAUUAUGAGAUUUAAGCACUAGUCUAGGAAUCACAAUGAAACUGUUUAGUCGAUGUAUCAAAAAUCAGCGGGAACAGGCAGAUACUAAUAAUUAACAAUAACAAAUGAUUAAAACAGAACAAUUUAGGAUGCAAGAGAUGCUCUCAAAUCUCCUAAAAAGACUAUAGAUUUACAGAUCAAUGAUUAAAAUUCAUCUCAAUCAUAAUUUAAGCCAGAUGAUUAUUUAGAUUUGACAGAAUAUUUAAGCCCAUAUACAAAGAGAGAGAAUGAAAAAGUGAGUAAUAUCAUUAUAUAAAUGCCUAAAUAAAAAUUCAAAGAGCAUGUCAAAGAAUAUGAUCAGGGAGAAGAGGAAGCAACAUAACUAUAUUUGGAAUUUUAGAAAGUAUUUGUGAAACUAAAUUCAAUACUAAGAACUAAUGAUGAAGGAAUAAGUAUUUUGGAGAAUGGAAUUCCAGGUUUCUUUGAUUUGACAGAUGGAGAUGUGGCAUAUUUUAGCUUUGUUAAUGAUCCAGAUUUUAAUCCAAAGCAAGCCGUGAAGAUAGCUCAGAACAAGUUGUAUGGAAAGACAGUGCUGUACGUGAGUGAUGUCAGCAAAAAGCCUAAUAAAAGCUCUGCUUCUUUAAUCCUAGAUGUAAAAUUAUAAAUGUUAAAAAUUUAGAAAAACAAAGGGAAGUUUGAACCCGAUCCAAAAUAGAAGCAGAGAUCAGAUUGGGUAUAUGUCGCAGUACAUGCUCAUUCUGAAACAAAGGGCACAAUUACACUUAAGUUAGACAAUAAAAAAAGUAAAUUUAUUCAAUAAUUAAAAUUAGAGAGACCAAUCAAGAUCACAUCAACAAAUCCAACUUAAGAAAAAUUAGAGUUAUUUUUUGCAACUAAAAAGAUGUCGAUGCAAGAGAUCAUAGAGGAUUUAAGAAAUAAUCAUGCCAAGAGAUCUGAUUUUCUAGAACAACUAAAUACCCUCAUCAAAGAGAGGAAAAAGAGAGAAGAUGAUGAAAAGAAACUCAAAUAUCGCAAAUUUAUUAGCAAUAUAAUGCUAAGUUCAAAUGAGAAAGACCAAUAAAAGGAGCAAUACUUUAACUCUUAAAAAGAUAAAAGAAAUUAAGCAAUUUAAAGAAAGGAACUUCAUGAUAAAUAGCAGCAUUAGCUACUGAUUUUAAAGCACCACAGACAUGAAAUUAAAAGAAACGUCCAAAGAGAAGUUGUAUAGAUCCUACAAGCAAAGUAAAGAAAAAAAGAUUUUCUCAAGCACUGGAUAAUUUUACAAAUAACUUAAUUGGCUAUGACACAGCUCAAUAAUAGAUUUGAUAAGUUUAAAAGCAUUUUCAUCAAAGAAUUGAGACAAUUCUUCUGUGCUAGGAGAAUUUAAAGGCAUUUUAGGAGAUAUCUUCGUAAAUUUAACGGAAGGCAAAAUCCAAUGAUAACAAUUUAACCAAUCCAUCUAAAAUAUGCAAAAUUUAGUUUCCUAAUGCUAAAUUAAGUUCUAGAUACAAGACCUCUCGAAAGAAGUCAGAAACUAGUUUAGGACUUUUGUGUAAUUAAUUUGGGAGUAUUACACUUACUUAACAAGAUGAAAACUUUUUAUAAGACAUCUGAAAAACUUAAGAAUAGAUUUUUAUAAACAGUAUCAAGGAGAAAGCAUAAAUAUAUAGUCUUGAAUGAAUACUGGAAUUAAAUUUCUGAUUUAUGCUACUUCAUUAAGAAAAAUAAAAAUUCUUCGAUUUUGAAAAGCUUUAACGGCCAUAGGUUUUCAAAUAUUACAGAAGCUGCUAAAGAAAAUGCUAUUAAGAAGUUUUUGAGGGCAAGGGAAAACUAAUAUUAUCAUCAAGCAAGAAACUUUUAAACACUGGUAAAUAAAUUUACUGAUGUUAGAGUGAAGAUAGCUUCGAAAUGCUUGUUUAACUUAUCUGUGCACUAAGUAAUGAGAAGGACUCAGUAAAAGGAAAUCAAGAAGAUCAAAGGAAUAGUAUAAAAGAAUAUUAUGGAUUUAAUUUCCUCGUCUUCAAAUAAAAACAAAAACAAAAGUAUAGUCAAAGCAUCUCUAAUAAGUUAGUUCAGAAGGAUGACCAUCAUUAAUCUUCAAGAUUCCAUCAACAAUGAUAUAAGCACCAUUAACUUCUUAAGUCUCAAAAACAUUAGUAUAGAUUAAACAACUACUCAGAAAGAUUCAUCAAUAUAGGAGGAGGAAAAAUCAAGUAACAGCGAAGGUGAACAAAGCAAUAACACACUAUCAAUUACUCGCAACUAGUCUAGAAAUUCAGUAUUGAAAUCAAGAAAGUCUUCUAACAAUUUGAUGAGUAGCUUGAGAAGGAAAAAGAAUAGCAAUGCCUCUUCCCUUAAGAAAUUGAGCUUCUUAAACUAGGAUGAAUAGGCAGACUAAUUAGAUGAUUUGAUUAUUGAAUGCAAAAUAAAAGGUGUAGUUGCUCCAUCGCCAGAGUUUAUUCCUGAUUUCUAAGAAAUGCUUGAGAUUAUGAAUUCCGCUCUUGAAGAAUCAGAAACAUGA
Messenger RNA from Stylonychia lemnae, 2973 nucleotides. The record is from the annotation of a GenBank genome assembly. Lineage: Eukaryota; Ciliophora; Spirotrichea; Sporadotrichida; Oxytrichidae.